UUGGUUGAAUUAUUGCAGACCUAUUUACAAUCAGCCUCUGGGCAUAUAGAAGAAAUGAGAGUGAAAAGACGUGACAUGCAGCAAUGGAUGGCACACAGACUACUUCCUGAGCAUAUCAAGGAACGAAUACUGCAUCACGAUCGAUAUAAAUGGCAGGAGACGCAAGGGGUUGAUGAAGAGGACCUUCUUACAAAACUUCCUAAGGAUCUCAGGAGAGAUGUAAAGCGUCAUCUUUGUCUAUCACUUCUCAUGAGGGUCCCAAUGUUUGAAAAGAUGGAUGACCAGCUCUUGGACGCCAUGUGUGAUCGUCUAAAGCCCAUGCUCUACACAGAAGGAAGCUGCAUCAUUCACGAAGGCGGCCCAGUGAAUGAGAUGUUCUUCCUCAUGAGAGGAACGCUUGAGAGCAUGACUACAGAUGGUGGGCGAAUGGGCUUCUUCAACUCCAAUGUUCUCAGAGGCGGCGACUUCUGCGGCGAGGAGCUCCUCACUUGGGCUCUGGAUCCCACAUCAGGCUCAAACCUUCCCAGCUCCACCAGGACAGUGAAGACGCUGUCGGAAGUCGAAGGUUUCUCCCUAAGGGCUGAUCACUUGAGGUUUGUGGCCACCCAGUACCGGAGGCUCCACAGCAAACAGCUCCGGCACACCUUCAGAUUUUACUCACAGCAGUGGAGGACCUGGGCUGCUUGCUUCAUACAGGCAGCUUGGCACAGGUACUGCAGGAAGAAGAUGGAGGAUAGUUUGUAUGAAAAGAAGAUGAGGUUCCAAGCGGCCAUUGUGAGUGACGGCUCUACUUCUUGCAGUCUUGGUGCAGCGCUCUAUGCCGCACAUUUCGCCUGUAACAUGGUGCGGAUCUUACGGAGAAGUGCCGCCAGAAAGGUCCGUUUGCUUGGAAAGGUGCCUUCAAGGCUGCUGCUGAAGCCAGCAGAACCCAACUUUUUCACUGAAGAAGAGUGAUCUUUUCCGUGCGCUGUUGUUAAACAACGUUCAUC
Molecule: messenger RNA, 989 nt
Organism: Panicum virgatum (switchgrass)
Lineage: Eukaryota; Viridiplantae; Streptophyta; Magnoliopsida; Poales; Poaceae
Product: cyclic nucleotide-gated ion channel 1-like
Exons: 2
Source: RefSeq, a predicted model, not a curated record